This is a messenger RNA of Botrytis sinoallii, 1473 nucleotides long. RefSeq lists its product as uncharacterized. The transcript has 3 exons. Lineage: Eukaryota; Fungi; Ascomycota; Leotiomycetes; Helotiales; Sclerotiniaceae. The record is from RefSeq and is a predicted model, not a curated record. Bases 1 to 1473 code for a protein of 490 amino acids.
AUGAGUCAAGAUCUCUUUCCAUGGCUCUGGGAAACCAAGACAUCCUGGCGUCCACCAAUCGAGACUACCAGCAUGCAUGAGAAGUUUGAGCGCACUGUAACUGGUCCCAAAAAGCAAUUAGAGCAGAUACAAAAGUAUAGGUUCAAGCGAGACAACAUCACUGAUUGGGCUUCAAAUCUACGUUUUCUCACUGGACCGACACCUAUCGUGAGGGACGAUAACACUUUGAAUCCAAGGCCUACCGAGCAGAUGGAAUUCCGCUUGAUACAGGAGGCGCCCAACUGUCAUCACUACGUUGCGGUUUCAUACCGAUGGCGGGUUAACAAUGAAGAUACGGCGGUGGUGGAGGGAGCACAAGACUCUGAUGCCCAGAAGGCUGCAGGUAAUUUGUCCACCGUCAUCGAUCGUGCAGUCAAGUCUUCCCUGCUUCAUGGCUAUCAGCUCGUUUGGAUCGACCAGAAGUGCAUCAUACAAGAUGAUAUGGCAGAUAAAACAAUAGGCGUCCAGGCCAUGGAUAUUGUGUACGAGAACGCGUCUCUAUGCUUGGCAGUACUUCAAUGCAAGAUCACCUCUCAGGAGCAGAUAAGCGCCUUAACGGAGGCUAUGGACGUCAGUCUUCAUCCAGUUUCAAACGAGAAAGAGUGGCGCAAAUGGAUAGAGUAUCUUGACCACAAAGAGCUUAUUGCCAUGGCCGAGGUUGUUAAAAUGAUCACCGAAGAUGAAUAUUUCAGCCGGGCCUGGAUAGCUCAGAAGAAUACAGCUGCGAACGCCACAAUUCUGCUCUUGAAGUACGAUUCCGCUUUAAUACGUCCGGACUCUAUGGGCAGUCUCGACGGAGAAAUUCAACUGCCCCUGUCCACCAUUGAAAAGAAAGUAUGGUAUUACGAACGAGAGGCAGCACGAUAUGGUGAAGAUGACUGGUUCGGUGACAGGCGGAAAUCUUUCAGACAUGACGAGCAUUUCCCAAGACUACCCUCCAUUGAGCAAUUCAAAGCGAGCAUAGAGCCAGAUCAACAAUGGAAGAUACACUUCGACAGCUCUCUGCGCAAAUGCCGGGGAAGCCACGUGGCACGCAGACAUCAGGGCCGGUAUCAUUGUUCCGCAGCUGAAGCUGUCGAAUUUCUAUCGACAAAGCAUAACUAUGAGAUUGCUGAUCGUCUUGCCAUAAUUGCUAAUCUCUGCAAUUUUGAGGUCCGUUUGGAUGCCCAGAAGCUUAAGGAGCUUGGAUAUGAUCUCGCUGUAUCUCUGUUCUGCUUGGCACUCUUGAAUGGAGACCUCUCGUUGGCGAGGCUGCCAGACGGAAUAGAGUACAAAGACCUUGGUACUGAGCAGUUCUCAUGGGAUCAUAUCACGCUCCAGAUUAGUCACGGGCAGGAUGUUCUUCACCGGACCGUAGAUAUCGAGAUUGGCCCAUCAUCAUUCUCAUGGGCUCCCCGUCUGAGGCAAGGCUUUAUGGAAUACCCACGCAUAUAA